Dermacentor silvarum is the source of this 2166-nucleotide messenger RNA. RefSeq lists its product as uncharacterized. Bases 387 to 944 code for a protein of 185 amino acids. The transcript has 3 exons. NCBI's taxonomy places the organism in Eukaryota, Metazoa, Arthropoda, Arachnida, Ixodida, Ixodidae. The record is from RefSeq and is a predicted model, not a curated record.
UAGCCUCUGCAGGACUGCAUGCAUGCCAAUAGAACCUGCUUCACAUUUCCAACAGGACAUGGCGACUAGUUUGUGUCACUCUCGACCAUCACGAAGCAGUGCACUACAGUGCAAAAUUGUUUGUUCUACAACCUUAUCUAUAAAAAGAUUAGGGAACAGGAAAUGUGGCAGCAUGCAAUACAAUGCACCUCUCAUGCUAAUGCUGGAAAUGACGUGAGAGAAAAGUGGGUCACAGCAGUUUCAGCAACCUGCUCGAAAGCAAAUGUGUUGAACAAUUUUAUUCAGCGUGCAUUGUGUACUGCUCCACUCAAAGUACUUUCAAUGUAUUUCAUAGAAUGUAAUAACUGUUACACAUUUUCUUAGGAGGAGGACCUGCCACUGCAGGCAUGACACCUAUAUCAGCAUUGGUUGGGGCUGUGGCUGGUCACAUGGCCACCAGAAUGACAAAUGAAAAUGACUCAGACGGAGCAACCUAUCUCCCCCCAGUAGACAGCCAGCCUGUUGUUCAGCUCCUGCAGCCGAUGAUAACAGGAGAAGUGGAAUCGGUGUAUGACUAUUACAGUAUGUUACUAUUUCAUGAAACACAACAUAUGAAACUGGAAGAGGAGCACAGGAGCCCUGGCCACCUCCAGAACGACGAGUCAAUGGACAGUUAUGGCGGGCUUCUGGACAAUGAGUCCAACAAAGAAAAUGCGCUUGACAGGCCCGCCAGAGAGACAAGCUUGAGGCCACCCAGAGGCAGGAUGGCACUCCUUGAAAGAGCACCGUCUUCUGAAAAUGACGUUAGGAUUGCUUUGCUCUGGGAGGAGCAUAAGACACGAAUGCGCCUCAUGGAGGAGGAGCACAACAACCUUCAGAAAAAUGAAGAGCACAAAAUGAAAAUUUUGCGAGUUCAGAAGCAAGUUGAGCUUGCCAAAUUGAGUGCAAUGAACGAAAGAAUGUAAACUUGAACAGAGUUGCUGAAAAUAUGAUUAAAGCUUUUAUUGUGAAAUAGGUCACAGAAUAUGAGAUGAUAUAGUGCAGUUUUCUCACGUAGAUUUGUGAAAAUGCCAAAAAAAGGCUAUAGAAGGUGUGGUAAAGCCUUAUGUAUUUUCAUUUCCUCCAUUCCCUCCUCCUGAAAGAGUAGGCAGGCGUUGGGCCCCAAUCGGUGGCAGUUAGCUUGCUCCCUAUUUCCUUCGUGUCCUUGUGUUAUAUGUGUACAAACCAAAUAACUAACAAUAAUAAUAAUAAUAAUAAUAAUAAUAAUAAUAAUAAUAAUAAUAAUAUGGCACCUGGAAUAAGAAAUCGCAGCAUGCACUUGGCUGCAUGCCACCCUGAGGCUGCAUGUCUGGGCAGUAGAGUUUUUACCACAUAUGGUCUUUUUCCAUUUCAUCACUUGUAUCUAUAGCGGCAUACAAAUGCGGCACAACAUAUCCACUGAACCCAUGACCCAACUAUUUAGUAGGGGAGUGAAUAUUCAGAACUUUAUUUAAUAUUUCAAAACGUCAACUAAAACAAAAUUGGAGCAAAAGCAUGGCAAGUUUUCACUGCCUCGAGCAUAGUAUAGACAUAAAACAUGAAAACUCGCGUAGUGCAACAGGCUACGUCGCUCAGGUAUGCGACCAUUCUCACUCUCUAAAGAGCUCUGUGCAUGCAAAAAAACUACUUGUCUGCUCUUUAUGCUUCAUUUGUGCUUUUAAUAAACAGCGCUUCAUAACGUGCUAUGUAAUGACAGAAAGUUUCCUAAUUAUACUAGGAUGUGAACAUUGUCUUAUAUUGUGUUAAUGCCUGUUCAUUAUUGGAAAACUAUUUGAUUUGGGACAAUUCGUAUUCAAUUCAAUAUCAAAAAUCACUAUACGCACACCCCUACUAUACAGAAACACUGAGGUGGAUUUGAAACAACAAUGCUUACGAGAAACUUCUCUGGAUUAGAAGUUGCCGUGCAAGCAUGCCAGGUAUAUUGUCCCCCACACCAUUAACAGAUGGCAGGUGCUCUUGGCAGGUAUUUCUUCCGGCACUUCGGCAUCUGCUGGUGGUACAUGGAGACCAAAUGGCUCGGGUUCUCGUCGCAGGAGGGCCACAUUGUGCAGGGCAGCACAAGCUGUUAUUACGCGAGCUGCAUUUUGAGGCUUGUGUUGUGUUCGCAACAGCCUCGACCGGAGCACAGCAGCCAGUGCCGACUGCCAG